AUGGAUCCAUCACUCAAGGUCAAAAGAUCGGCCCAUACCAUCUCUGUCCAACCAAAAGAAACUAUACUGACUGCGUUUCCCUAUUGGCCUCAUAGCUCUCUGCUGGAUUUCCUCAAAGGAGAGCCAAGAGUCUUGGGGGCUAUCCAGAUCCUGCUUGCCUUGAUCAUUAUGGGCGUUGGAACUAUAUUUGCAGUUAAUUACUUCCUUUUCUCCCAAAAAUUUCCACUUGUUUUCUGCACAGGAUAUACAUUCUGGGGAGCACUUAUUUUUAUUACUACAGGAUAUUUCACAGGACUCAACUGGGAUAAAAAACAUAUGGGGCAAAGCGUCAUGGCCAUGAAUGUGAUCAGUACUUUGGCUGCGGUGGCUGGGAUCACUCUCACCAUUAUCAGCUUUCAAUAUCAGCACCAUUACUGCAAGAUGCCUUCCCUCGAAGGAAUAUGUGUUAUAGGUAGAGUCCUUUACAAUGGAAUUUUGUCGGUCUUACUGAUCCUCAGCAUAGCAGAGCUCAGCAUCUCGGUGACUACAGCCUCCUUCAGAAGCAAGUGCUGGACCAAGUCAAAUGAGAUUGUCUUUUUCUUGCCUUUGGAUGUUACUCAAAAGAAUGAAUUAUCUACAACAGAAGAAGAUGCUAUAAUACAAUUUGACUUGCAAGAAGAGUGUUUCAAGGAUGAAUCAACAGCAAAGAUGCAACCUGUUUUCUUUGGAGGCUAUACUUUCUUCAAAUUAAGAGUCUCAAGAAAUCCCUUAACCAUCCAUCAUUCAGAAAAGAGAGGCAGUAAUAAUUGCUACUCAACUUCUUUAUCUGAGUCAGAUGAACAACAGACAAAUAUCCCUCCUUCUUUAAGACGUUACGAGACUGAUACUGAGCAGCAACCUUUGUCUGUCAUAUUAGAGAAAAGGCCCUCAGAAGAAAUUGGACACAAUGAACACAUAAAUGAUGAAGAUCUACAUUUUGCUAUCGAACAACCUCCAGAAAUGCAAACACAAUCAAUGCAGGCUAACUCCUUGACACCCGAAGUUUUUCCAUCCGAUUCUGUAAAAAGUCUUGAAGCAUUACCACAACCUGACUUGUCAUCUCAAGUUCUGUUAGUAAAAGCCCCGCUACCUGAAACCCCACCAUCCCAUGUUACACAGUCUCAUGACACAGAAACUGAAGAUAUGCCAUCCCAAGAGAUACCAUCUUCAAACACACCAUCCCAAGACAUGUCUUCACAAGAUAUGCCAUACCAAGAUAUACAAUUACAAAACAUGUCUUCCCAAGAAAAGCUUUCCCAAGUACAAGUUCUGCCGCCACUACAAGCUGUGCUAUUUGAAGCCCCAACAUUCUCGUCCCAUGACUUGGUAUCUGAAAAUAUGAUACCCCAAAGCACACAAUCCAAGGAUGUACAAUCUCAAAAUAUGCCUUCCCAAGAUAUGCUUUCCCGAGUACAAGUUCUGCCACAAUCCAUGCUAUAUGAAGCCCCAACAUUCUUGUCUUAUGAUUUGGUAUCCGAAGAUAUAGCAUCCCAAAACAUACAAUCCCCAAAAACACAAUCCAAGGACAUACAACCUCAAAACAUGCCUUCCCAAGAUAGGCUUUCCCGAGUACAAGUUCUGCCACAAUCCAUGCUAUAUGAAGCCCCAACAUUCUUUUCUCCUUCCCAAGAUAAGCUUUCCCAAGUACAAGUUCUGCCACAAGCCAUACUAUAUGAAGCCCCAACAUUCUUAUCUCAUGACUUGGUAUCUGAAGAUAUGUCACCCCAAAACACACAAUCCAAGGACAUACAAUCUCAAAACAUGCCUUCCCAAGAUAUGCUUUCCCGAGUACAAGUUCUGCCACAAUCCAUGCUAUAUGAAGCCCCAACAUUCUUGUCUCAUGAUUUGGUAUCUGAAGAUAUGUCACCCCAAAACACACAAUCCAAGGACAUACAAUCUCAAAACAUGCCUUCCCAAGAUAUGCUUUCCCGAGUACAAGUUCUGCCACAAUCCAUGCUAUAUGAAGCCCCAACAUUCUUGUCUCAUGAUUUGGUAUCUGAAGAUAUGUCACCCCAAAACACACAAUCCAAGGACAUACAAUCUCAAAACAUGCCUUCCCAAGAUAUGCUUUCCCGAGUACAAGUUCUGCCACAGUCCAUGCUAUAUGAAGCCCCAACAUUCUUUUCUCCUUCCCAAGAUAAGCUUUCCCAAGUACAAGUUCUGCCACAAGCCAUACUAUAUGAAGCCCCAACAUUCUUAUCUCAUGACUUGGUAUCUGAAGAUAUGUCACCCCAAAACACACAAUCCAAGGACAUACAAUCUCAAAACAUGCCUUCCCAAGAUAUGCUUUCCCGAGUACAAGUUCUGCCACAAUCCAUGCUAUAUGAAGCCCCAACAUUCUUGUCUCAUGAUUUGGUAUCUGAAGAUAUGUCACCCCAAAACACACAAUCCAAGGACAUACAAUCUCAAAACAUGCCUUCCCAAGAUAUGCUUUCCCGAGUACAAGUUCUGCCACAAUCCAUGCUAUAUGAAGCCCCAACAUUCUUGUCUUAUGAUUUGGUAUCUGAAGAGAUGUCACCCCCAAACAUACAAUCCCCAAACACACAAUCCAAGGACAUACAAUCUCAAAACAUGCCUUCUCAAGAUAGGCUUUCCCGAGUACAAGUUCUGCCACAAUCCAUGCUAUAUGAAGCCCCAACAUUCUUUUCUCCUUCCCAAGAUAAGCUUUCCCAAGUACAAGUUCUGCCACAAGCCAUACUAUAUGAAGCCCCAACAUUCUUGUCUCAUGACUUGGUAUCUGAAGAUAUGUCACCCCAAAACACACAAUCCAAAGACAUACAAUCUCAAAACAUGCCUUCCCAAGAUAUGCUUUCCCGAGUACAAGUUCUGCCACAAUCCAUGCUAUAUGAAGCCCCAACAUUCCAUGUCACACAAGACCUGUUAUCUGAAACCAUGCAAAUUGAAGCCCAAACAUUCCAUGCUAUGCAGGCCAUUAAUGUACAACACCUAGAACAGCAAUCCCUGGAUCUUCAACUUCAAAAUAUCCAACAUCAAGACCAGCAAUUUACAAGGGUAUCAUAUCAAGACCUUCAAUCAGAAGUCAAGUUACUGACCGAAGAAUGGAAAUUUAAGGAGAAACACCACCAAAUCAGGAAAUCCACCAAGCAGAUUUCCUUCGACCUGCAUAACAAACAUUCAAGAAAGAAAUCUAUGGACUUACCAACCCAAGACCAGCAACCCCCAAGGAAGAAAUCCUUAGACCAGCAAAUCAAAGGCUGGCUAUCCCAAAAGAGGCACUCCAUAGAUAAGCAAGAUAAGCAAGUUCAAGUUAAGCAAUUCUCAGAUCAGCAAACUGAAGACCAGCUGGCCCAAGGAAAGCAAUCCCUAAAGCAACAAUACCAAAACUUGCAAGGUGAAAACCAGCACGGCAAAGAGGAGAAAUCCCUUAAAAAACAAAUCCAAUUUCAACAAACUCAAGACCUGCAGGUUCAAGAGGAGAAAUCCUCAAAGCAGCUAGGUGAACAUCUGCAAUUCCAAAUUCAGAAACACCAAGACUGGCAAUCUUUAGGCCAACAAUCCCAAGACUGGGAAACUCAAGAAUGGAUAAACAAAGAUCAUAAAGCACAAGAAAGCAAUUUUGAAAUGAAACAUUCCAUAAAUUGGGAAUCCCACUCCACGCAAACCCAAGAUAUAUUAGAGAAAGAAUUCCUAAUGCAGAAAGUUAUAUUUAAAGAGACCAAAGCUUUGCACACCAUACCUCAACAUCACCUUGAUCAGCAAUUACAAGAUAAGAACCAACGAAACUUUCGAUGCACAGCUAUCAAAAAAGAAGAUAUGCAAAUAAACACUAGACCAACAAAAGACAAUAUGCAAAUAAGCACUAUACAAACAAAAGACAUCAGAUUGGUAGAAAUGAAAAGUCUAUGCCAAAAUUCAAGUGAUGCGCUAUCAGAAGAUAUGAAGCCAGAAUUUCAUCAUUCCUCCUGCCAAAGCUCAGUACAAGAUGAAUCUUCCACCUGUGAAGGCUCAGAACAAGAUGUGCAACAAAAUACUUCAAUUAGUUCAACUUCAUACAAAGAAGAUCCAACCUUAACCUCAUGUUAUCCAAAGGAUCAACAGCAAUCUGAAGACUCUGACUAA
This is a messenger RNA of Myotis daubentonii (Daubenton's bat), 4098 nucleotides long. It is a transcript of the gene MS4A14, whose product is annotated as membrane spanning 4-domains A14. The record is from RefSeq and is a predicted model, not a curated record. NCBI's taxonomy places the organism in Eukaryota, Metazoa, Chordata, Mammalia, Chiroptera, Vespertilionidae. Gene Ontology annotation, cellular component: plasma membrane. Gene Ontology annotation, biological process: cell surface receptor signaling pathway.